AUGGCACCCAAGAUCUUCAUCACGGGCGUUACAGGCUAUAUCGCCGGAGAUGCACUCCACGUCCUCAAUAAUGCUCAUCCAGAGUAUGAGUACACUGCCCUCGUUCGCAGCCAAGAAAAAGCCGACAAAGUGAAGUCUGCAUACCCAAAGAUCAACAUUGUCCUGGGAGGUCUGGACGACAGCAGCCUUUUGGAAGAGGAGGCUUCCAAGGCAGACAUCGUUCUUCAUGCCGCAGACGCUUCCGAUCACGAAGGAGCAGCAAAAUCGAUAGCUCGCGGUCUUGCCAAAGGUCACAGCAAGGAACACCCGGGCUUCUGGCUCCACACUGGCGGCACUGGUAUUCUGACUUACUUUGACUCUUCUGCCGACAAACUGGGAGAAUGGGAAGAGAAAGAGUUCAACGACUACUCCGGAGUCAGCCAACUCACCAAUCUUCCCGAUGAAGCUUUCCACCGCAAUGUUGAUAAGAUUGUCCUGGAAGCUGGAGUAAAGAAUGGAGAUGUCGUUAAAACGGCCAUCGUCUGCCCCCCAACGAUCUACGGCCAUGGUCGUGGACCUGUCAGUGGCCGUGGAAGACAGGUUUACGAGAUGUCCAAGCUCAUCCUGCAGAAGGGAUAUGCGCCGGUGAUUGGACAGGGUAAAGCCAGAUGGAACAAUGUUCACGUGCACGACCUUUCGGACGUCUUUGUUCUGCUGGUUGAGGCAGCAGUGCAGAAGAACCUCAGUGAUGAAAUAUGGGGUGAAAGAGGCUACUUCCUCACUGAAAACGGCGAGCAUCUCUGGAGUGACUUGUCCAAGCUUGUCGCAAAGAAGGCCGCGGACCUGGGAUACAUCAACAAAGAUCCCAAAGAGCAGUCGCUUAGCAAGCAGGAAGCAUUGGACGUUGCAGGUUUCGAAGCUGUCAGUUGGGGUCUCAAUUCCAGAGCAAAGGCGGAGCGUGCGAGAAAGGUAUUAGGCUGGAAGCCAAGCAGACCUAGUCUGGAGGAUGAGGUCGAGGACAUUCUCAAGAGGGAGAAAGCUUUGCUGGGUUGA
This is a messenger RNA of Ramularia collo-cygni, 1032 nucleotides long. RefSeq names its product related to nucleoside-diphosphate-sugar epimerase. Lineage: Eukaryota; Fungi; Ascomycota; Dothideomycetes; Mycosphaerellales; Mycosphaerellaceae. The transcript has 2 exons. The record is from RefSeq and is a predicted model, not a curated record. Gene Ontology annotation, molecular function: oxidoreductase activity, acting on the aldehyde or oxo group of donors, NAD or NADP as acceptor; NAD binding. Bases 1 to 1032 code for a protein of 343 amino acids.